Messenger RNA from Sinocyclocheilus anshuiensis, 2360 nucleotides. RefSeq names its product ecto-NOX disulfide-thiol exchanger 2-like. The coding region runs from base 34 to 2088 and encodes 684 amino acids. Gene Ontology annotation, cellular component: plasma membrane; external side of plasma membrane. Gene Ontology annotation, biological process: ultradian rhythm. Lineage: Eukaryota; Metazoa; Chordata; Actinopteri; Cypriniformes; Cyprinidae. The record is from RefSeq and is a predicted model, not a curated record. The transcript is spliced from 15 exons. Gene Ontology annotation, molecular function: RNA binding; oxidoreductase activity.
CCGUCACCGGGAGAUCGAGCGUCUGCUUAACACAUGAUGUUCAAGGACUACAGAUCUGCUCGAGCUGUAGGUCUGAAUCCGCUGUCCUUUGACCCUUCCACAAACAACGAACCCCUGCAAUUCAACAGCUCCAGUGGUCCUCUGGGCUCUGACUGUCCUCUGGAAAACGGAACAGAAAACAGCAAAAAGAGGAAGAGACCCAACCUUCCUCCAGAGGGGCUCAGAAAUAUUGCCAUGGACUCCAACUCUUUAGCCAUGCCCAUGUCGGACCCUAAUGCUUGGGCGACUGCCAUGAACAACCUCGGGAUGGCCCCCAUGAGCAUGACUGGACAACCUAUCAUGUCAGAUUUUGACCCCAGCCUCGGCAUGAUGACUGGAAUUGCUCCGAUGAACCCCAUGAUGCCCGGCCUUGGGAUUGUACCCCCGCCGGUUUCGCAAGACAUGCCCAUUGUGAAGGAAAUCAUCCACUGCAAGAGCUGCACGCUUUUUCCGCCCAACCCCAACCUGCCUCCCCCUGCCACCAGAGACAGACCGCCCGGCUGUAAGACGGUGUUUGUGGGAGGUUUGCCAGAGAACGCCACAGAGCAGCUCAUUGUGGAGGUGUUUGAACAGUGUGGGAGUAUCAUCGCCAUCCGCAAGAGCAAGAAGAACUUCUGUCACAUCCGCUUCGCUGAGGAGCACACAGUGGACAAGGCCCUCUUCCUGUCAGGUUAUAGGAUCAGGCUGGGAUCAAGCACAGAUAAGAAGGACACAGGCCGGCUGCAUGUAGAUUUUGCUCAGGCUCGAGAUGACCUGUACGAGUGGGAGUGCAGACAGCGCAUGCUGGCCCGGGAAGAGAGGCACCGGCGCAGGAUAGAAGAGGACCGCCUGCGGCCCCCCUCGCCGCCCCCCAUCGUCCAUUUCUCUGAGCACGAAUGCAGCCAGUUAGGAGAAAAGCUCAAAGACGACUCCAAGUUUGCCGAGGCCGUGCGUGUCCUGCUGACCUGGGUGGAACGAGGGGAGGGAAACCGCAGAAACGCCAACAACAUCUAUUCCAUGAUCCAGUCCUCCAACAGCCACAUUCGCCGGCUGAUGAACGAGAAGGCCGCCCAUGAGAAGGAGAUGGAGGAGGCCAAGGAGAAGUUUAAGAACGCCCUUGCUGGGAUUUUAGUACAAUUUGAGCAGAUUGUGUCUGUAUUCCACGCUGCUUCCAAACAAAAGGCAUGGGACCAUUUCUCCAAAGCCCAACGCAAGAACCUGGACAUGUGGCGAAAGCAAGCAGAGGAGAUCAGAAACAUCCACAACGAAGAGCUGAUGGGUAUUCGGAGGGAGGAGGAAAUGGAGAUGUCAGAUGAUGACAUGGAGGACGCCCCGGAAAUCAAGGAUUCGGAUGAUUCAGGACCGCUGGCUCAGGUGGAGGCUCUGAAAGAAGAGAACGACAGUCUGCGGUGUCAGCUGGACGCCUACAGGAAUGAGGUGGAGCUUCUGAAACAGGAGCAGGGUAAAGCGCAGCCCCAGCGCAGCGAGGAGGAUGCCACCCGCCAGCAGCAGCUCAGCUUCCUGCAGCAGGCUCUGCAGGGCAUGCAGAAGCAACUGCUCAAGCUUCGCGAGGAUCUGAAACAGAGAGAGACGGAGCUGGAGAAGAACUCGGAGGAAAAACAACAGCUCGAAAGCCAGAUCCAGAGUCUGAAAUAUAUUAGUUUAAUGUUGUGCAUCUUUCAUCUUAGACUGGAGACGGCCGAGCGGGAGGACAGAGGAGGCGAUGAAAGCACCAAUCACGCCAGCGAGGCGGCGGCAUCAGCCGUGGUGUCCUGCAGCCAGGAGAAGGAGAGCCUGCCGGAGAAAGGCCCCCCCGGCCCGGUAAAAUCAGAACGAGAGGCUCUGCUCGUGGGAAUCAUCUCAACGUUUCUUCACGUCCAUCCUUUUGGAGCCAGCAUUGAAUAUAUCUGCUCCUAUUUACAGCGGCUGGACACUAAGAUCAGCACCACAGAGGUGGAAACUCUUUUGGGUCGGCUGCCCUGCACGUUCAAGCAGGAGUUGACGGGUGUCGGGGCGAGUCUGGAGAAACGCUGGAAGUUCUGUGGGUUUGAGGGCAUUAAGACGGCGUAGAGACACGGGUUUGGGUUCCUGCUAGAAAAACAAAAACGGCCGAUGGACCGGAGGGGUCACAACCAAUCACCUGCCAGCUCUCCGCGUCCAUCCAGCCUCCCCAUGAGAUUCUAAUCUCAGAAACACUCCAGACCUGGAGAUCCUCAAGACUUUGGUGUGUGUGUGUAGUAUGUUUUAGUAUGUGAACACAUGAGAGUGUGUGUGAAUGGACCGUGCACUUGUACCACACAACGGAAAUCUCAUCGGGUAAAAAUCAGGGUUUGCUGAACCGA